UGUUUACUCCAACUGCCAGCGGCUUGUCGUUGGCUGGAACCAUGGCUGGAACUGCUGCACAACCUGUUUGUUGAUCGCUCAGUGUGGCUUAUUAACACUCCGAGUUUAUUAUAAGCCGGCUUGAUUUCUCGGGCGGGGUUAGCCUGCCGUCGCCAGGAAGACUUAGCUGGCUGUCUGACAGCAGGGACAGCAGCAUGACGAGUGUGUCCUCGGCUUGAAUUUGGCGACGGAAUUAAACUGAGAGGCUUUUCAGAUGUAGCUUGUUAGCUAGCUGCGUCGCGUACAGUGCACACACAGCUUUUUUUGUUCUGCUCUUCAACAGGCUCUGCGUGACAAAUUAGCAUCAGCUUUCAGUGCAGACAGGGCGCAAAACAGCGGCUGUUUUGUUGAACAAACGUGUCAAGAGUUAUCCCCGGUUGUCAACCUUAGCCCCGGGGCUAACCCCCGGUUGCCGACCGAAUUAAUGGCCGGAAAUCCGAGGAGGGGCGCCGGUCUCAUCGGCUUGAUGAAGGACGCCUUUCAGCCCCACCAGCAGCCUCCACAGCCUCACCAACCUGCAGUGGUCGAUAAGAAAAUGGUGGAAAAAUGCUGGAAACUCAUGGAUAAGGUGGUGCGCUUGUGCCAGAACCCUAAGGUGGCUUUGAAGAACAGCCCCCCCUACAUCCUGGACCUGCUGCCGGACACCUACCAGCACCUGCGCACCAUUCUGUCCAGAUACGAGGGCAAAAUGGAGAUCCUUGGGGAGAACGAGUAUUUCCGUGUGGUCAUGGAGAACCUGACCAACAAGACAAAACAGACAAUGAGUCUUUUCAAGGAGGCCAAGGAGAGGAUGUAUGAGGAGAACUCUCAGCCAAGGCGAAACCUCACCAAGCUGUCUCUGAUCUUCAGUCACAUGCUAGCAGAGCUAAAAGCCAUCUUCCCCAAUGGCUUAUUUCAAGGCGACAACUUCAGGAUCACCAAAGCUGAUGCAGCCGAAUUUUGGAGAAGAUCGUUUGGGGACAAGACUAUAGUGCCAUGGAGGACAUUUCGUCAGGCCCUCCACGAGUUUCACCCCAUCAGCUUGGGCUUGGAGGCCAUGGCCCUCAAGUCCACCAUCGACCUCACCUGCAACGACUACAUCUCUGUGUUUGAGUUCGACAUCUUCACCAGGCUCUUCCAGCCCUGGUCGUCUCUUUUAAGGAACUGGAACAGUCUGGCUGUCACACAUCCUGGUUACAUGGCUUUCCUAACGUACGACGAGGUCAAAGCUCGGCUGCAGAGGUUCAUCCACAAACCUGGCAGCUACAUCUUCAGGCUGAGCUGCACCCGGCUGGGCCAGUGGGCCAUCGGCUACGUGACGGCUGACGGGAACAUCCUGCAGACCAUCCCCCAUAACAAACCCCUCUUCCAAGCCCUCAUUGAUGGAUACAGAGAGGGAUUCUAUCUGUUCCCAGAUGGUCGUGCACAGAACCCAGACCUGACAGGGCUGUGUGAACCUUCUCCCCAGGAUCACAUCAAAGUUACUCAGGAGCAGUAUGAGCUGUACUGUGAGAUGGGCUCCACUUUCCAGCUGUGUAAGAUCUGUGCAGAAAACGACAAGGACGUGAAGAUCGAGCCCUGCAGACACCUGAUGUGCACCUCCUGUCUGACAGCCUGGCAGGAGUCGGAGGGUCAAGGCUGCCCUUUUUGCCGCUGUGAGAUUAAAGGCACAGAGCCCAUCGUGGUGGACCCGUUCCACCCGAAGGCUAGCGGGGCUUCCUUUGCUGGUUUCCAGGGAUCCAGCAGAGCAGAAGCUGCCGGCAAUGAUGAGGAAGAAGAUGAUCGGCUGGAGGACCAGCAUCUUGUCAUGAGCAGGCUGGCCUGCACCAAGGUAGAACGUCCACCAUCUCCAGUGUCUCAGCUGCCUCCGGUGCCCCCUCGGCUGGACCUCCUUCAGCAGAGGCCCUCAGGCUCCCACAGCGCACAGGGUCCAGGUGCCACAGCCAAGAUGGCAGCCUCUCACAGAGACAAGCCCCUGCCUCCGCCUCCAGCCCUGAGGGAGUUGCCCCCUCCUCCCCCUCCUGAGCGCCCCCUCUUCGUCGGCCAGGACUCCAGACUCCAGAGGAGACCCCUGCCCUCCACCCCUGACCAGCCCACCUGGGCUUCCAACUACAUGGUCCCACGCCCAGCAUCCAAGGCCCUGUCGGCUCUGUCCUCCACCCCUCAGAGCAACGGAACCAGUGGAGAGGGAAGCAAAGCCCAAGCGGCUACUAAUGCCGUCUACUGCCUGGCUGCGAGGGCUCUGCCAGCGGCGUCGAGCGGGGAGAAGUCGUCGUCUGACUGUGAGGAGAACGAGUACAUGAGUCCCACCUCUCUGCCAGCCUCUGGUGCCCCCUGGGUCAUAACGGGAUCCUUGGUGCCCCCACCCCCAGCCCAGGCCAACCACCACAAUGACAUCAGUGAGUUGGGUGACAGUGACUCUGAGGACCCCCAAGUCUAUGAGUCCAUGUGUAUUAUCCAGGCCCAGGCCGGUUCCUCGGACGCUGCACAGGCCUCUGACAUGGACCACCCUCAGCAUUCAGCUGUGGUUGCCAAGGACAAGAAGGAGGACACCGGUGAGGAGGAUGUUUACGAGUAUGACUGUCCCAGACCCGUGGCUCCUCCCGCCCCCACCAGAAGAACCCUGUCAGAUGCCAGCGGCCCCUCAGCUGCCUUCAGCGCUCUCAGCAUAGACAGCGCAGUAGAAGCCAGUAUGUUUGCAGCAGGUGUUGACCCUGAACGUCCCCCCAAACCUCUCCCACGCCGAGCCAACUCUGACCGACGGCCCCGGCCGGUGAACCGUGACUUCUCCGCUCCAUUGCCAGAGCUCCCUGGUCCCUCCUCCUUCUCUGCCUCCCCUCCUCUUCUUCCUCCUCCUCCUCCGCCCGCAGGUCCAGGAAGCCUGGCCCUGAACGGGGAGAUCGAAUGCCUGAUGUCCCAAGGCUACUCCAUCCAGGACAUCCAGAAAGCCCUGAUGAUCGCCCAGAACAACCUGGAGACGGCCAAGAACAUCCUGCGCGAGUUUGUCUCCAUCCCCUCCACGGCACACAUCGCCACAUAGUCGCACCCCGGUCUCGGCCAUCCUCCCCGUCUCGUCCCCCGUCUCCACUCUGUGCCAUUGCCAUGGAUAGCAUUUACCGAGCACUUUCCUGCAGGGCCACAAGUACUCGGCAAGAGGCUUCCCUUCAAGGAGUCAUGCUGCGUUCACGUCAUAUCAGGAGGUGCGGACAAACGAGAUGACGGCUGUCAUCAUCUGCGAGUUCUAGUCUAUGAAAUAUCACCCAAAGUCAUCUGUAACAAACUGCAACAGGUUUAACUUGCUUUUCCAAGUUGACUUUUAGUUUGAAGGUAUAUUAUGAUCUUGGACUAAUGCUGCAAACAAUGCAACGUUUUUGAAAAUGCCUCAAAAUCAGGGGGAGCUUGAGUCUCCUUUCAGACAGCAGUUCAAAACUUUUGGUCCAGUUUGGUUUUGGGAGCAGCGCAGGAGCGGUCCGAUAGGACCUGAACGCAGCAUACGUGGAGAACGGAAGCCUUUUCAAUGUGAGCUCUCUGUAGCCAAGCUUUGACCCUGUUGUACGUGGCUGAGGUGCACUCGUGCUGUCAGCCUCAGUACUUUGUUUCUCUCAUUAAGCUAAGUGUUUAAGCUGCAGUGACUGUGAUCAGUGGAGGGACCCUGCCGGUCGGCGUUGUUCGACUCAGUGUCCCGCUGCUGGCAGCCGUUCAGUUUGGUGCUUUUACGAGCUUCUCGGCAAAUUGUGGCGUACAAAUAUGUAGCGACGCGAGUUCGGUCGGAAAAUUAGUGAUUAACUGUGUGGUGUGUGUGUGUGUGUGUGUGUGUGUGUGUGUGUGCGUGCGUGUGUGUGCGUGCGCUCAUGCUGAUGAAUGUGAAUGUUCAGUCGCGGUGCAGCAUCGCAGGGCUUCAUGUCGUAAACGUCACUGUGGCUCGCUCGAUGGUAUUUGACUCCAUGUUUCCUCUCAGAUCGCGGUUUACUGACGGUUCUAUAACGAAAUAUUAAGUUUAAUGUCGAAGUACUCUCAUAAGGUGUUGUGCUGUGUGUAGAACUAACAAUGGCUGAACUUUCAGAAGUUUUAUUUUUGUCUUUUAAUUCCAUGAUGACCUGACACUGAAGGCUGGUUUAUUCGCUCCGAAGCUUCUCGAAACUCUCGUAGUUUCUUACUAAGAAGGGAAAGCAUCACAUUUGUUCUCAGAUUCAGGAGGUUCUGAGGAAUCACAUUGAAGGGAUUUACUCUGAGCUCUAAAGCAAAAAGCUGAAGGUUGUCACAUGGACUCAGGUACUCAGUAACAAGUCAGGGUUGAAUAUAAUGAAUGAAAAGAUGCCGAACGCCACGUGAUGAUGUGACAUCGGAAACAUUUUGGACGAGCACAAACUCACAGCUUUUCUUUCUUAUUGUCGCACGUUUCAGAUUUGCACUCAGCAGUUAAAAAUUUGCUGUGUGAUGAACGUUGAAAAUGCCAGCCCACCAGCUGGAACACAACCUUCUGAGCGAGGUGUUGGACGUGAAAUGGUUAACCGAGCAGUGGAGGUUCUGUGAACGUACCCCAACAGCCCAGCCAGUCAGCACCCAUAGUGUUCAAAAUGUGUGUGUGAACUGUAGUCAGUUUACGUUCACACACUGCAGCUUACUUUUAUCUCAACUGCAUGUUCAUUACUUAAGCUGUUUGAACAUAUCCACUGCUUUAGCUUGUUUUUUCCUUUCAUAUUCUCAUUUCUCUGAUUAUUUUAACUUUCCAUUUCGAGCAUUUGUGCUCCACUUUUGUCCCCAUUUGAUAGCUAACUUAUUUGUGUUUAUCCAUUAUGUUAACAGUGUUAACUCCAACUCGUUUUCUCCACUUUAAAAGCAGCCCAGAAGAUUGCUGACUGUCUGCUGAGUUCUUAUGAUCAACAGUCUUCCCAUAAAUCAUUUUAUGACCUGAAAACUCAAAUGUGAAGACUGUGAGUCGUGCUGUGACAAUUAGAAGGCCUGUCCCGGACUGAGUCAAGUUUUCCAGUCCUCGACACAAAGUCAUCAGCUGGACCACAAAAUUUUCAAAUCAACACAGAAAAUUGAAACGACUGCAUAGUCCUCUGACGUCGUGGAUUUCACUCAGGUUCUCACAUUUCUUUCCAGUGGACCAAUGAAGAUGUCAUUCCCUUAAUGUUACGGCUGCUCUGCCUGUCAGUCACAUGUUGGUGUCUGUGUAUUAACAGAAUGACAGCAUCACGAGCUCAUUUUGAGCGAGGAUUAAAAGAUGUCUGACUCAUCAGAGCUUAGUCCAGGACUACGUCCGUGCAGAAUACAAAAUACUUUAUGAGAGAAGCUCCGUCUGCUGUGUUCCACAUUAACGUGCACCGUCAUGAACGCAGCCAGAAACAAGACGCGAGCUGAGCAUCUCACUUUCACUUUCACGCAUCACCUGGUAAACAUCUCAAGUUUCCCCUUUAAGGGUGCAGUUUCCCUUUUCCUUUCCAAAACAGGUUCUCAGUUGUCACGUUUGAGUUCAGCAGUGACAUGUUGUAAAUGUGCCUUCUGUCCAUCUCAGCCUGCACACGGCAGCAGACAGACCGAAACGCUUCCUCCACCUUAGCUGCUGAAGUGAAAUCUGCACGGCUUCCUGUAGUUUGAGCCCUUUUCUGACAGUGUUUGUCUCAGACGUUCACUUUCAUGCAUGAUGUGCAGCUGUUUCACAGGAACGAAAUGGGUCUCAAAUUCUUUCAAAUUUAGUGAACGCAUUGUGUAACUUAAGCAUUUCUGCCCUGCAGUUUGUCGUAACCUACUGGCUGACACACCUAUAAGUCCUGACAUAUUUCUCUGUCUUAUGUGAAAGCACAUUUGCUGAUCCCCUAGUUGAUAAUGCCAUAUUUGUUAGGCUGCGAUAACCUUUCUAUUUGAUAUAUUUUUCUUCUAAAAUGGGUUUGAAAUGUGUCGACGUGUGCAGAACCCAGUCAGGACUCUUCAGAGUCCCGUCAAAAGCUCCUGCACACUCAUUUAAAACCGUGAAAUAAGCAAAAACUCAGAUGGACAGACCAUGUCCCCCCGCUGACAGGACUGAGGUCGGUCAGUCUGCCGAGGAUCCGCAGAAAUCUUGUAGCUUUAAUUGCCCGGGAACCAAAAGCGUUCGUAAGCGUCGCGCUGCGUUGUGUUGCGUCCCUCGGCUUUGUGCUCUCUCACUCUGACGGGGGGUCAACUCUGAGUGUGUGAGGAAACACUCGAGGCUGACGGUCAUGUUGAAUCACUGCCAGAGGCUCCCCUGUCUCUCUCUCUCACACACACACACACACACACACACACACACUCCCCUCACGGUCACUGGUAAACUCAGCGGGUGUGUUGGUUCACAUCCACAGGUUUAGGUUCACUGGCCUUUUCAACGAAAACUUGCCUACUAAAAAGUUGUCAUUGCUUUGUUGUUGCUUGUGUAAAUAUGAUUUUAUUUAUUGUCUUUUUAAUAUCCUCAGCAUUCAUUUUGUUGCCAUGUUUUCAUGCCUAAGCCAUUAAGAUUUUUAAUUAAACAGUAUUUUCUUUAACAUCUGA
Molecule: messenger RNA, 6531 nt
Organism: Scatophagus argus
Lineage: Eukaryota; Metazoa; Chordata; Actinopteri; Scatophagidae
Product: E3 ubiquitin-protein ligase CBL-like
Exons: 15
Coding region: 464-3058 (864 amino acids)
Biological process (GO): negative regulation of epidermal growth factor-activated receptor activity; cell surface receptor signaling pathway
Cellular component (GO): plasma membrane; membrane raft
Molecular function (GO): phosphotyrosine residue binding; receptor tyrosine kinase binding; SH3 domain binding
Source: RefSeq, a predicted model, not a curated record